Suillus fuscotomentosus is the source of this 402-nucleotide messenger RNA. RefSeq lists its product as uncharacterized. The transcript has a single exon. The coding region runs from base 1 to 402 and encodes 133 amino acids. The record is from RefSeq and is a predicted model, not a curated record. NCBI's taxonomy places the organism in Eukaryota, Fungi, Basidiomycota, Agaricomycetes, Boletales, Suillaceae.
AUGGAGUACCCAGACGAGGUCGAUGACCUUGUCCAAUUCAGACUGGACCAAUUCCUCGGCCAAUCUCAAGACAUGUUCACGCGCGUGCGAGACGAUCGUCGGUCAGAGAUCGAUUUCAUCCGUUUCGUAUUGGCAGGUAGGAUCGGGCCAGAGGCAGACGAGGAAGUCGACCAGUGCCGCAUCACCCUGAAUGCCCAGCAAGGCAUUCCCCAUGUUCCUCCUCGACCUGAAACCACCAUCACUCGCGACAUUGACUCUGUGAUCGGGGUAUCACGUUCGUUGCCUUACACAACGGCAUUGUCGGUCUGGCCCGACAUUACAAUGAAGCUGCUGACCACUUCACUGCCAUUGUCCACUCCACUACUUACGCUGACGCAUCACGCCCCAAUUAAUACAGGCUGA